AUGCCUCGAGACCAGGGCGUUGCGAAUCCGCUCUUCCACCCACUACUGUUCCUCUACCAGUUGAUACAAUGGGUCAUCAACACCGUCAUUGCCCCUAAUGCUCCCCCUAAAAACACUGAAUUGAAGCGCCCGAGAAUUGCCAUUAUUGGAGCUGGACUCACUGGCGUGUCGGCGGCGGCUCACUGUGUUGGCCAUGGCUUUGACGUGACGAUUUUCGAGGCGGGCCCGAGGGAGCGUCUUGGUGGCAUCUGGAGCAGAGUAAACGAAACAUCUGGUCUCCAAAUUCACUCCAUCAUGUACCGCUUCCACCCCUCUGUCAAAUGGGAACGCGGGUAUCCUACCCGCAAGGAAAUUGUAGAGCAAGUCGAGCAAGUCUGGAAACGCUACGGCCUGGACGAAAAGACCAAGUUUGGCGUCAAGGUCAAAGGCCUCAAGCAGGACGAACAGACGCGAUGGAUUAUCAACAAUGAUCCUUCUCUUGGUCGAUUUGACGGCUUGAUUGCGGCAAUUGGAACUUGCGGUGAUCCCAAAAUGCCGCACAUUCCUGGUAUGGAGAAAUUCAAGGGUGAAAUCUACCACUCUAGCGAACUUACUGGAAAGGAUGCCAAGGAUAAGCAUGUCGCCAUCAUUGGAGGAGGAGCAUCCGCCGUGGAAGCACUCGAAUUUGCAUUCAAAGCCGGCGCAGCCAAGGUCUCAAUCCUUUCUCGAUCUGACAAAUGGAUCAUUCCGCGAAACAUGUUUGUAGACACGCUGCUCAGUCUCAACGUCUUUGGCCAAGAAACUUUCCUCUCCUUCAUCCCCGAGUUUUUCCUUCGCAAGUUCUUUUACCGAGAUCUGGAGGAUCUGGCGCCAACUCAUGACAAGGGCAUCUUCAUGGGCACGCCAAUGGUCAACUCUGAUGUUAUGGAUAAGCUGCGCCAGGGCAAAGCAGAAUGGGUCCGCGGAGACAUUGAAGGAUUCAAGAAGAGCGGCGUCCAGGUCAAUCGUCGUUCCCGCGGUGUUCCAAAAGACGGCCCUGGCCACGAGGAGCUCAUCAAGGCAGACAUGGUCAUCAUGGCAACUGGCUUUAAGCGACCCUCGCUGGCAAUCCUUCCUGAUGACUGUUUCCAAGAUCCAUAUGGACCGCCAAACUGGUACCUGCAGACCUUCCCUCCAGCACACCCAUCCAUCUCCGCCAUCAACUCCACCUUUGUGGAGGCAAUUGGUACUGUCGGUAACUGGCACAUUGGCAUCUACACUCGCAUCCUCCUCAUGUUCCUGCUUGACCCCCUGACACGACCGAGCCGAUGGUGGAUGGAGCGCUGGAUCGACAUGACACGCACGCUGAAGAAAUUCAGCCCAACGGGCGCUUUUGACUUCUUCACAUAUCUCGAGCUGAUCUGGUGGUUCGUCUUUUGCGUGACAUUCAACCCGUUCCGAUGGAAGUGGGCGAUUUUCGUGUUUUUCGGCAUCGGCAUUGGGAUUCCGAAUGCAAUUGUCGAGCAUGAAAAGAAGUUUAUGAAUGGGGAGUCUUACAAGAAUAGAGAUGAGGGGACAAGCUUUUAG
This is a messenger RNA of Trichoderma gamsii, 1545 nucleotides long. RefSeq lists its product as hypothetical. The coding region runs from base 1 to 1545 and encodes 514 amino acids. Lineage: Eukaryota; Fungi; Ascomycota; Sordariomycetes; Hypocreales; Hypocreaceae. The record is from RefSeq and is a predicted model, not a curated record. The transcript is spliced from 3 exons.